AGGCGGGCGCGCCGGGCCAGCGCAGGAGGAGGCGGGCAGGGUGGGUCGAGAGAGAGCCUGACGGAGCGCGGCAUGGCUGGGGCGGGUUUGCUGCGGGGCGCGACCCGCCUCUCCGGGGCCCUCUGCCCGGGGCUGAGAGCGCGAAGCUACGCCAAGAAACCCGUGGGGAAGAGCAAAGCGAAAAGUGUGUUGAAAGAGGACCUCAAGGGCCCUGAAGUGUGCAAAGACCCCGUGUUACUCACCACCCACUCCAUGGGGACCAACAUCUACAAGGAAGGGCCCGAGGUGGCGCUGAAGCCUGACCGGGAGUAUCCCGAAUGCAAAUUCUUUGCUGCCGUCUUGGCUCCUGUCCUAUGGAGUGUAUUUCCAUCUAGGGUUGUCUUGUCUCAUCCUGGUUUUGGUGGCUUCUCGACCCCCAGGCUUUUCCAGAUGGACCUCGGUCCCCCCAAGAAGCUGGAAGAGCUAGACCCAGACACCCUGGGAUACUGGCGGCGUCUCCGGAAGUUGAACACCAUACAGUGGAACAAGAUACGGAAGGAACGGUCGUUCUGAUUUCGAACCGGUUUGCUAAAAGCGACUUUUGUUUCUUCUCCCCCCAAUGUAAAUAUUGACCAAUAAAUCGCCGUCUGUGCUGUGCGGUGGUUCUUACAA
Hemicordylus capensis (graceful crag lizard) is the source of this 651-nucleotide messenger RNA. Its product is annotated as 39S ribosomal protein L54, mitochondrial-like. Gene Ontology annotation, cellular component: mitochondrial large ribosomal subunit. The record is from RefSeq and is a predicted model, not a curated record. Gene Ontology annotation, molecular function: structural constituent of ribosome. NCBI's taxonomy places the organism in Eukaryota, Metazoa, Chordata, Lepidosauria, Squamata, Cordylidae. The coding region runs from base 73 to 552 and encodes 159 amino acids. The transcript is spliced from 3 exons.